AGUUGCUGAAGUUUCAAACCCAAUUUUUAAUGCAACCACUUUAAAUGAUUUUACGAACUUGCAACUUUUUUGCAACAGCAAAGUCAAAUAUUGGCUCUAAAUGAAGCUAUACGACAAGAAAAAGCAUCUUCUUCCAUUGAUUGUAAUAAUCCUGUCACUAUUUCUCCUGAUUAUGCAACUUCAACUUCAAUUCCACCUACACCAAUUCGUGCUAGCAAGCCAUCAAAUCGAUGGACAUCAGCAGAAAUUCGGAUACUUAUUAAAGAGGUUGGAGCAGCAGGGAGGGCGUGCAGACCAAUUUAUUUUAACCUGGGACCCAAGAAUGAUAGUUUUCGAAAUAAGCAUUCUGGGCCCUCCCUGCUACUAAAAUGAUUACUUAUUAAUUUCGCCAUUCUAGGGCUCUUUAAAUAUAGUUCUAGUAUAUCAAUAAAAUUAGUAUUCUUAGAACGUAUUCUAG
Molecule: messenger RNA, 457 nt
Organism: Rhizophagus irregularis DAOM 181602=DAOM 197198
Lineage: Eukaryota; Fungi; Glomeromycota; Glomeromycetes; Glomerales; Glomeraceae
Source: RefSeq, a predicted model, not a curated record